AAAUCGAAAAAGAGAGUAAAGGGAAAAGGAGAAGCAUCAAAAGCAGAGCAGAGCCAUUGGCCCUUUCUUUUCUUUUUCUUCUAUUUUCCUUUGCUCUCCUCAAUCCAAGCUGAUCAGUCUUUCCUCUUCACAUCUCCUUUCAUUUCCCUUCUCCUUUUCCUUCCCCUCUGGAGAUAUUCAAACGCAUCACUUUCUCAGUCACUAGUUCUCAGAAAGAGAUUGGAAUUGGAAAGAACAUCACGGCGUGAGAGAGAAAUGGGGUCAAAACUGGAAAUUGCAGUUCAAAUGAGAAAAAUCGUGAUCAUAUCAAGCAGAACAUGUUAUAGAUCAGUUUACAAUCAUCCAUUCCUUUUGGGCAUCCUCUGUUUUGUGUUAUUUCUGUACAGAUCUUUUCCUUUUUUAUUUUCCCUUUUGGUCUCUGCAUCCCCUGUUUUGUUCUGCACUGCCGUUCUUCUUGGGACCCUUUUGAGUUUUGGGCAUCCAAACAUUGUACCCGAAAUCGAAAAAGAUGAUGAUAGUGUUAGCCAUUCCCAUGAUGUCGCAUCUCUUAAGGCCAGGGUUUCGAGGGACACCACUGUUGUUGUCGAUGAUGAGAGAGACGAGAGCUUUCUUGUAGAAAGAUAUACAGGAAAGGGAAGUGACAUAGUAGAGGAGGCUACUGAGGGUCCUAGUUCCGCAGAAGAUAAAGUCGGGAAGGUUGAUACAUAUGAUGGUCUGGAUGACUGCGUGGCAGUGAUUGCUCAUAGUUCCCGGGAAAUUCAGUUAGAGAAGGAUACUGAAGGGGCUAGUUCGGUGGAAGAUAAAGUUGGGAAGGUUGGAAUAGAUGAUGGCCUGGCUGAUUAUAGGCCACUGAAUGAUCAUAGUUCCCGGGAAAUUCAGUUAGAGAGGCGAGUAACUGGGGAAGUCGGGGGAAAGUUUAAUGGUUUGGAGUUGGAAAAGAAGGGUGAAUUUCACGAGGAGAACUUGGGGAUUGAAUGCAUGUUAAAUGAUGGGAAAGCUCUCGAGAAUCAAUGUUUUGUGGUUCACAAAGCGGGAGAUGAGAUUCUUGAAGUGGAAGAUAAUGUUAAGCGCCCGGGAGAGUUGGCCGAUGCUCAUAGUGGAGAUCACUUCGAUUUAUUUCCUAAUGAUGAUGAGGAUGGUGAUGAUGAGUCUUCGGACCAAGGGUCUGAUCUGGCAGAGAGUUCCUCACCGGAUGCUUCAAUGGCCGACAUCUUUCCAAUCCUUGAGGAGCUUCACCCACUUCUGGAUCCAAAAGCUCCACAGCCUGCUCAUAUGUCCCAUGAUGAUGAGUCAGAUGCUGCUUCAGAACGCUCUUGUAAAAGUAACGAUGCCAGCGUUGAGUCAGAUGAAGAAUCGGAAAUUCAUGGAGACGAAGAAGACGGCGCUGAUGAAAAUGAAGAUGACGAGGAAGAAGCACAGGGAGGCAAGGAGGAUGAAAGUAAAUCGGCAAUUAAGUGGACAGAGGAUGACCAAAAGAAUCUCAUGGAUUUGGGGACUUCCGAGCUGGAGAGGAACCAGCGCCUGGAGAAUCUCAUUGCAAGGAGGAGAGCACGGAAAAACAUGAGAUUGAUGGCUGAGAAGAAUUUGAUAGACUUAGAUGGCGCUGAUCUCUUCUUUAAUGUUCCACCCAUUUCAACGGCAAGACAUAAUCCUUUUGAUCUCCCUUAUGAUUCCUAUGAUCCACCUGGUUCGGCACCAUCUAUAUUGUUGCCAAUACGAAACCCUUUUGAUCUUCCUUAUGACCCAAAUGAAGAAAAACCUGAUCUCAAGGGAGACAAUUUUCAGCAAGAGUUUACGACAUUUCAGCAGAAAGAUACAUUAUUCCGUAGGCAUGAAAGUUUCAGUAUUGGACCAUCUGGCCUAGGGGGUACCAGGCAAGACAGGCAUGCUAUUAGGUUCAGACCCUUUUUUGUGCCAGAACGCUUCACUUCAGAGGGGACAAGCUAUUCCUCAUUCGAGAGACAGUCAAGUGAAGUUAGUGAAUCAAAGUUGAGUUCUAUUCCUGAUACUGAAUCAGUGAGUUCUGCUGUUGAUAGAGAUGACAAGAAGCUCAAUGAACUAGAUCUUUGUCAAGAAACAAAACUCAUCUCCAGCAUAGACCAUGCUUCUGAUCUUGUUGAAUGUGGAAGUGGAUUUCAUGAAAAUAUUGAUUCAGUGGAGAUGGAACAAGUUCAGAGGAGGGAUGUUUGCCAUGAUGAGGUUGAGAUCACACUGGGGCAAGUGGGAAAUCAUGCUGAGAUUGAUUCUGGCUUGUCUGCAACAGGAGGCGUGGCUAUUCCUCUGGAACUUAGCACUAGCGAAAUUUAUCUCGAAGCACCACAUUUUAUUCAUGAUGAUGAGGUUGAGAUAACAUUGGGGCAAGUUGGAAAUCAAGCUGAAAUGGAUUCCGGAUUGUCUGAAACAGGAGGGGUGGCUAUUCCUCUGGAACUUAGUACUAGUGAAAUUCAUUUAAAAAUGGAACCUGUUGAAGACGAGUACAGCAGUAGAUCAAGUUUGUCAUCGUUACCAGAAAUAGAUGGGAGAGUACUGUAUGCUACAAAAGAAGAAACGGUGAGUUUGGAACCAAGAGCCAAUGACCUUGAAGAAUCUAGAAGUGCAAUCCUACCUUCCCCUAAGGAGCCAGAUUCCCACUUUUUGAGUGGGGGGGUGGAUGAAAAUCAACAUGAACCUGUUUAUGAUUCAAGCCCCCCGGAAGGUGAAAAGAUCCUCUCCCUUCCCUCCAUUUCUUCUGACUUGCAAGUGGAGAUAUCCAAAAUGGGUUUGCCUCCAGUGUCUGUUGUGACUUCUAUUCCCAUUUCAGAUAAGGAAUCUGAAUUGUACAGUGAGAGAGAAGGGAAGGAUUCUUCUAAUUAUGAAGAAACUCAUGGAUCAUCCUCAGUGACACAUCCAGAUAAUGAAACGGAGCCAAGGUUGAGGGAAGUACAGGAGUCUAGUAAGGGUCAUGUUACACAGGUCAAGUCUUCAGGAGUUAACUUGGGUGAUCAAAAUGGGUCUGAAUAUGUGGUUGAACAUUUUUCAGGUACUUCAAGGUCAUCUUAUACUGAUGUUGGAUCGGUUGAGGAAGGUAUAGUAUAUAAGAAAGAUAGCUCAUCUCAUAAACAGGAUCAAGUUAGCUCCUCGAGUAAUGAUUCGGAGAUUAUUUUUGGGAUCCAUCAAGCUGUGCACGAGAAGCCAGAUUCUGAGGCUUCAAGCUAUCAGAUGGCUUCUAAAAAUUUAACUUUGUCUAGAAAAGAGGAACAACAUCCACGGCCUUCAGGGGUGGUCGAGUAUGUGUCAGUGAUAGCUUCAGAAACUGAACCAUUUGAGCGGCAUACCAUCAGGAAGAUAGAAACUUUUCAGCGGGAGCAGGAUCAAGUUUAUUCAUCAAAUUCAUCAGACUAUGGAUCUAUAGGGGAGGGUUUGAUGCACAUCAAUGAGGUUCUUCAGCCCGAACAUGAUCAGGUCCAGUUCUCGAUUGUUGAUGGUGCAGAGAUUGACAAAAGCAGCCACCAAGAUGGGGGCGAAAAGUUGGAUUUGGUGGCUUCGUGUCCCCAACACAUUCCUUCCUCAGAGGAACAACAGCCUCCUCUGGUAACUGAGCAAGUUAUACUUGUUCUUUCCAAUCAUUCAACUUCAGAAACUGAACGUGGGGAGGACUGGUCCUUGAAUAAGGAGGAAAUCGAUUGCUACGAACAGGAUGAAGUCCACUCAUCAGGUUCUGAUGCAAAAAUUGAUGCUGGUCACCACCGAGAUUUGGAUGUUGAUGUAGUUUCUUUGGGUUAUGAUAGUCAAUAUGUGCCUUCUGAAGAAAAACCACUAUCUUGUUCAGAAAAACAUCUGACUUAUGCAGAUAAGCCUAUGGUUGACGCAUCCUUUGAUGACCAUGAUGAAUGCACAGAAUCAUAUGAUAUCCGGACAGAAUCUUCAGAGGUGGUGAAAAUGACCGACAAUGAAGAUGGGCUAAUAGUCCAUGAUCCCGAGUGCAAAAUUAGGCCAAAUCUGUCUUCCUCUGCGUCUGUUUCCACCCAAAUUGAUAUCCCAGAUGGGAGUCCUGAAUACAAAUUGCCCUCCAGUGGACUCUAUUUGAAAGCUGAUGUCCUUGGGGGAAUUGUUGAUAAGGACCAAACGAAGGUCUCAGAAGACUUCAGCUAUCCAGCAGAAGCUUAUGGCUCUUCCCAUGCCGAGCAAAAUGUCAACGAAGUUGAUGAAAUAAAAGAAAUUGAUGAAGGAUUGCUGUCAGAGUUGGAUGCAGUUGGGGACUUUUGUGUCAAAGAAGUUGUUGAGAGUACUGAAUUUGAGUUGUUGCCCAAAGAUUCAAACCCAGCAAAGACUGAGAUGGGCCUCCCAGUUCUUGAAGCAAGAUCACUUGAAGAUAUCAACUUGGCUUUUAAGCAACUUCGUGAAGGAGUAGACGCGGAGGAAGUCAUCCUCCCCGGUGUGGUUGAUGAUUGGCUAGUUGUGGGAGAAUCCAAGGAUCAUGUAGAAUCCAAUUCGAGCUUGAAAACAGUUGAUGCAAAAUCUCUGGAGGAUAUUCAUAUUGCUCUCAAGCAAGUCUCACAGGAUAAUGUUCAUGAGCUGCCACAAGCGUUGGGUCCAAAGGAUUCGGCAGCGGUAGAAACAUCUCAAGUGGCUUCUGCCGAGGAGAUUGAAUCAACUGAUAUGGGGUCUGGUGUCCAAGAAAGUAGCACAGUGGCUAUUGAUAAACCAGAACAAGGAUGUUAUGAAACAUCUGAGAUUCUUGAGCAUAUCCGAUAGAUUGGAUAUAAAAAGUAAGGAAGAAAAAUCCCAUGGGGCUAGAUCUAGCUCCAGCUCCAGCUCCAGCAAUUCUGAUUGAAAAUGAGGACUUAAGAAGAGAGACAGUGACAGUUUCUCGAUUCUUUCUCGUGGUUUCUUUCUGGGAUAAUUGGCCUUUGAUUGCGUAGUUUGAUGUCAUCCUGGUUUGAUCAAUGGUUGUCGUCUUCAAGAAUGUGUUUUGGUCUGGAUUCUUCGAAGUGUGAGAGUUUCUUUGUCUAUUGUACCUUUUUGAGAGCGAGUAAUUUGAGGCUUAUUGGGAGUUUUCUUUUUUUGUAAAAAAAAAAAAAAAGGUUGCAUGCUGUAAAUUAUAUUUUUGGUUUUUUAGAUUUAUAUUCCGCAAUUUUUUUAAGCUUUUGCAUUUUUAUUUUAUUUUCAGUUCUAUCUCCACCUUAUGAAUCUAUGAGACCUUAAUCAAUUCUCAGCUGAAUAUAUAUCUAUAUAUACAGGAGGACUUGUAAUUGGAUAUGUGGACGCGGGACACGUGUUC
Messenger RNA from Juglans regia (Persian walnut), 5260 nucleotides. RefSeq lists its product as uncharacterized. Bases 256 to 4734 code for a protein of 1492 amino acids. Lineage: Eukaryota; Viridiplantae; Streptophyta; Magnoliopsida; Fagales; Juglandaceae. The record is from RefSeq and is a predicted model, not a curated record. The transcript has 3 exons.